This is a messenger RNA of Rotaria sp. Silwood2, 1611 nucleotides long. Lineage: Eukaryota; Metazoa; Rotifera; Eurotatoria; Philodinida; Philodinidae. The record is from the annotation of a GenBank genome assembly.
AUGGAAUAUUCAUGCGUUGGAUUAAAUGAUUUACCUGAUGAAAUUCUUAUGAUUAUUUUAAAAAAACUGAACAAUCUUGAAGUACUUUAUUCUUUACAAGGUGUCAAUCAACGACUAAAUAAAAUGGUUCAUGAUUCAAUUUUUGCAGGUCGUUUGACUUUUGUCAAAUGGUUUUCACAUAAUUUUAUCGAUCUAUUUUGUUGUAAUAUGGUACUUGAUCGAUUUUGUUUACAAAUUUUACCUGAAAUUCAUGGUAAAAUCAAAUGGCUUGAUCUUGAAGCAUCAUCCAUGAAACAUGUUUUACGUGUUACCGAUUAUCCUAAUUUACAUACUCUCGGCCUUUAUAAUAUUAACGAAGAGUUAGCUCAAUGUCUUUUUACUGAUGAAACUCUGUCAUGUGGUGUUUUCAAAAAUCAAAUUACAACACUAUUACUUACAAUUGGUAAUAAUAUGGAGGCGGUAGAUACAGUUGUAAACAUAUGCGAUUAUAUCUUGAAUGUUUUCACCAAUUUGAUUUAUUUAAUAUUGUAUGAAUCAUCGUAUAAAAAUCGUGUUCCAUUAUUUUUUGAUGAUCCACCUCCUCCUACUUUUCGUUCUUCAACUCUUCUGAAAUUGAGUGUUAGAUUAAAAUGUUUUGGUGAUUGUCUUUAUCUUCUCGAUGGCCGCUUUAACCAACUUCACACGCUCUAUGUUGCUUUGGUUAAUCUUCAUCGUACAGAAUUAAGUGAAAAAGAAGGAGAUUUACCAAAUCUAAAGUGUUUUUCUCUGUCAUGUAAUCUCGAAACAUCUCAUCACGAUGAAAUAAUCUUCCCACUUCUAAAUCGAAUGCCAAAUCUAGAACAGCUGGGUUUGUAUCUUCUGAUCCAUGUUGAUGAAAUAUUUAUUGAUGGAAACCAUUUGAAGAAAAACAUUAUUAAUCGUAUGCCAAGAUUAAAUCAGUUUACAUUUUAUAUUAGCUCUUCCAUGUUUACUCGUAAUAAAUUGAAUUUGCCAUCAACAGAAGAUAUUCAGCGUACAUUCAUUGAUUUUCCAAAUAAUGAAAUAGUUUCUUAUGUUGAUUAUUUUCCAAAGGCAGAACGAGGCCUAUGUCAUAUUUACUCAUAUCCAUCUGUAAUGGAAUGUUACAGCGACAUCUCAAAUAAUUUUCCUGGUGGAUUAUUCAAUUAUGUUCGUAUGGUGUCCUUGUUUGAUGAACAUCCAUUUGAACAUGAAUUUUUUCUUCGAAUUGUUCAAUCAUUUCCAUUUAUGGAAAAACUGUGUUUGAUUAAUUAUAAACCACAAACUUGCAAACAAUUUUAUGAAUCAAACAAUGAUAAUCUAAAUUUAUCUGUUAUUGAAUAUUCUUUUCUUAGUGAACUUGUUAUUGUCCAUGUUCAUGAUGAUUAUAUAGAACAAUUUCUAUUUGAUACUAAAACGUAUUUACCAUACAAUAUUAUUCUUCAUGUCAAUUAUGAAUCUUUACAACGAGUAACAAACUAUUUCAAAAGAGAUGCUACACGAAUUAAUUGUGCCAAAAUAAAUAAAUUAAAUUUAGGUGGUGAAUCAAAAUGCUCGAAUUCUUUAGAACAAUAUUUUCCGUAUGCAGAAAUAUCUUAUUCAAUAAUAUAUUGA